Molecule: messenger RNA, 3768 nt
Organism: Chroicocephalus ridibundus (black-headed gull)
Lineage: Eukaryota; Metazoa; Chordata; Aves; Charadriiformes; Laridae
Gene: CEP128
Product: centrosomal protein 128
Exons: 24
Coding region: 144-3440 (1098 amino acids)
Cellular component (GO): centriole; spindle pole
Source: RefSeq, a predicted model, not a curated record
CCACGGCGGGCCUGCGGUCGGCGGACUACCCGUUCCACAGAGCCUUGCGGGGGGGUCGGGCCUGGCGCCCGGAAGGCGGCUCUGGCAGCUGGUGUCAGGGCGGCUAGUUCAAGUUGCCAUAGCGGCGAGGUUGCAAGGUACUAAUGGCAGAUUCAUCCAGUGAUUCAGACAACUUUCUAAGGGGUCGAAUAGGAAGGCGUCCACCUUUGAGAGCAUCCCACAACAGAGCUCGGAACUAUGGUGCUGAAGAAGUUACAGAGAAGAUCCAUACUUUAGCAAGCACUUUACAGGAUACCAACAGAAAUCUAAGACACGUUGACCAUUUGCUAGGACAAUACAGAGAAUACAACAAGGAACAAACCGAAGCAAUAGCAACUUUGAAAGAAACACUGGAACAGUCUAUAGGUCAAUUAAGGAGCCAACAAUUAACCCGAAACACUGGAAUGAGAAGUGCUUCUCUCUCAAGCUUAUACCCUAGUGAUCUGGAUGGAGAAGGAGUGUCAGGGAACCGCCACUUCCUGCCUACUUCUCCUCUCAGGGACUAUGGAGACUCACAGGGCAAUAAACAUCGAAGGUCUAGAUCUGCAAGUGUUCGAUUUGUCAAUGAGGCAGAUAAUUUGGACCAGCUGCAUUCUUUCCACCAGUCUCUUCGAGAUCUCAGUAGUGAACAAGUUCGCCUAGGAGAUGACAUCAGUCGGGAGCUUUCAAGAAGAAAUCGGACUGAUGCUGAAUUAAGAAAGACUCUAGAAGAGUUGUCUGAAAAGCUUACUGAGUCCCAAAGACAAGAAACGGUAUCGGAACGGGUAGAGAGAAGACUUCAGGAGAUAGAACAAGAAAUGCGUGCUGAAAGACAGCUUGUCGAAAGGCGCCAGGACCAACUGGGACACAUGUCUCUUCAAUUACAAGAGGCUUUAAGGAAGCAAGAUGCUAAAGCAGAUGAAACAGAAGAACUCAUGAAAAAUAAACUUCUGAAAUAUGAAAGUGAAAAGAACCAACUUGAGCAAGAAUUGGAGCAAUCCCGGAAAAAGUUGAAUGAAUCAGAAGGCAAUAGAGAAGCUCUUUUGCAUCAGAUUGAGGAACUUCGUUCCCAACUUUUGAGAGCAGAAGAAGACCGUGUAGAGUUGCAACAUCAAAUUUCACAUGUUGCUACUCACCGCCAGAGCUACCAGGAUGUACAAGAUGAUGACAGGAGAAUUAGAACAGCUGAAAGAUAUGAGAGAGAGAAGCAAGAACUGGAGAAACAUAUUUUGGAGCUUAAAGCAAAGCUGAGUCAUAAUGCUGUAAUGUCAGAGGUAGAAGAACUAAAGAGAUGCAUAGACCGUAAGGACAAGGAGAAAGCACAGCUUGUAAUGCACAUACAGGCAUUAACAUCUGACCUGGAAAACAGGGAGAAGCAGCAAGAAAAAAUCCUGGACCAGCUAAAGGAGAUACAGAGUUCCUACAAGGCUUGUGAGAAUGGACGUAGGCAAACUGAACUCCAGUCUGCUGAGUUAGCUCAACAGGUUGAAGAGAGUACCAAGGAAGCAGAGAGGUACCUCACGGAAUUCAAGCAUUCAGAGGCACUCAGGCUGGAGAUUGAGAAAAAAAGAGAAGAUUUGAAGGUGAGAGCACAGGAAACCAUCCGCCAAUGGAAGCUGAAAUGUAAGAAACUGGAUCGUGAGGUGGAAAAGCAGAAUGAAACUAUCAACCAACUGAUGGACAAAAACAAUCAGGCCCUCAAAGAAAAGGAUGACCUCAGAAGUCAACUUCUCUCUGCUAUACACCAAAUAGAAAACCUUCGGAAAGAGUUGAAUGAUGUGCUUACAAAGAGAGCUCAGCAGGAAGAACUCCUUCACUGCAAGGAGGUAAAACUGAGUGAAAUGAAGUCUCACCAGGUAUCUCUUGAAGAAGAGAUCAAAGAAGUUCAAGGUACUGUAAAAAAAUUAGAGAAUGAAUUGAAAAAGCAAGUCUUUCUACAAAAUCAAAUGCAAGCUGAAAAGGAACACUUGGAGACAGAACUUGCAACUAGUAACUUGAUCCAUAAAAAAGACCAAGAAAAACUCUUAGAAAUGCAAGCAGAUGUAAAAAACUUAAGCUCUGUACGUGUGGAACUAACAAACAGAAUAGCAGAAGAGGAGAAAGUCAAAAAGGAAUUACAUAAGACCCUCUCAGAUCUCCAGAAACAGCAGAAAUCUAAGCAUGAAGAGAUAACUUCAGCUAACAGGCAGCUGAAGAUGGAAAGAGAAGUUCACCAGCAGGAGUUGGCAGAUCUUAGAUCAGAGUUACAAAAUGUUAAAAUCAAACAUGAACAAAAUGUUCAAGAGCUCAUGAAACUCCUUAAACAAGAAAAGGAUGAUGCGGAGGCUCAGCUUAGAAUGCUAAAGAUGGAACUCGUAGAAGAGAAAAAUACUGUUAAGGCUCAAUGUCGACAACUGGAGAAGAUAAAAAAUGAGUGUGAUAAAUUGACAGAAGAAUUAACCCAAAAUGAAGAAGAAAAUAUAAAACUCAGGCGGAAAUGUGAGUUUGUAAAACAAGAACUGGAGAAAAAGGAUAAACAGAUCAGCAGUGAAGAAGAUCAUUUGAGAAGGAUGGAUGAGGCGAGACUGCAGUUUAAGGAUCAGCUGCGUCAUUUAGAAAUAGAACAGGAAUCCAUUCUCACCAUGAUAGGAAGUGAAAUUGAUGCUGCUUGUGAAAUUUUUUCUCGGGACUCCAUGGAGAAAUUCAAAGCAGUAUCACUUACACCAACGGUGCUGAAUGAUCCUCAUCGCUGGUUAGCUGAAACAAAGACUAAGCUUCAGUGGCUGUGCGAGGAGGUCAAGGAAAGAGAAAGUAAGGAAAAAAAGUUGCGAUGCUACUUACUGCAGAGCCGAGAACAGCUCAAGCACUUUACACAGAUGAAGGAGGCUGAACAUCAGUCUCUCUAUAAACAGAUAAAAAAGCAAGAAAAGCUUUUGGAAGAAGUUCACAGAGAAAAAAGAGAGUUGCUAGAGAAGACCCUCAGAAGAGAGGAAGAAAUGGGAGCUCUCCAGGAACGUAUUAUGACCUUAGAAGUGAGUACUCGAGUAGCUUUAGACCAUCUGGAAUCUGUUCCUGAGAAACUGAGCCUAUUAGAAGAUUUCAAAGAUAUUGGAGAGUCCCAUUGCCGAAGGGAGAUGAUUGAGGAAAGGUAUACAAAGUAUAAAGAAAUAGUGAGUUCUCUACAGCAACAGCUGGAAGAUUCAAAGCAGAGAGUCCCGCAAUUCAAGGAUGUGAAAAUGGAUGCUGAAAUUUCUGAUAUAGAAGUGGCUGCUCCCUCUUCUAGUUGGCAAACUCAAAAUAGCUUUUUGUCCAGCUCACUGCUCUCAGAUUCAGGUUCGCUUAGGAAAAGAAUGGUUCCUUUUGAUAAAAGUGGCACCAAGGAAGAUUCCAUUAAUAUUGCUGUCAGUGAAAUGAAGCUGCAAGCAGAAAGAAGGAAGCAGUAGAACAUUUUACAAAAACAUGCCAGCUUUCUCUGUGGUAAAUUCCAUUCCACUCUUUUUUUGGUUUUGAACAGUAGUAAUUCCAUCUGCUAUAGGAGUGAUGCACCCUUAAUGAUUCAACUGUUGCCAAACGCUUAAAUGAAAAAGCACCAGGAGUGAAUCUAAUGAACUCUUGUGAUAAUUUAUGUAACUUCUACACCAAAGGUUUUCUGGGAUUAUGCUAUUCUCUUGUAUUUGUUUCUGCAGUCCUCUUAAACUAAAUUUAUUGUAUUCCUGAAAUAUUAUGAAAGACCUGUGACAUUAAUCUUUGCUAUGAGCUUAUUUACCCCUG